CGGCAUUCUGAGAAUUUCGGAUAAAGAUGAUCAUAUGUGACGAUGACUCACUUUCUUUAUUUGAUUUAUGAUUGAGGACCCAAAAAUCUCUGAUUUUGUUGAAUCAGGACAUUCUAAGUUGACCUAUAUGUAUAUAUAAAAUCAAAAAGUCGCUAAUUAAUUGGCUCUCAGAUAGAACUCCGAAGCUCAUUAAACCCAUCCUAUUCCAAGUGCUUUUCUUUUCAUCUGUACGCCAAGAUCAAUGACCAUCCUCGUUCACCAAGUUGAUGAACAUGGCAUGUGUAUUCAGGAGAAAGGAGUGGUUGUGCCUGAUGAGCUAAAGAAAGUGGAAAGUGGUGGCUUUGUCAUGCCUGACAGCAAUGCUUUUGGCAACACAUUCAGGGAUUAUAGUGCAGAUACAGCAAGAAAGGAGAUCGUUGAGGGGCUCUAUCGUCAAAGCCACAUUAGCCAAACAUAUGAUUUUGUGAAGAAGAUGAGGGAAAAGUAUGGAAAGUUGGAUCGGGUGGAGAUGAGCAUAUGGGAAUGUUGCGAACUAUUAAAUGAGGUUGUGGAUGAUAGUGAUCCUGAUCUCGAUGAACCCCAGAUUGAGCAUUUGUUGCAAACUGCUGAAGCCAUAAGGAAAGACUACCCUAAUGAAGAUUGGCUCCAUUUGACUGCACUUAUCCAUGAUCUUGGUAAAGUUCUGCUGCUACCAAGCUUCGGGGAGCUCCCUCAAUGGGCGGUUGUAGGCGACACCUUUCCUCUUGGCUGCGCAUUUGAUGACACAAAUGUUCAUCCUGAGUUCUUCAAGCAGAACCCUGAUUAUGAUAAUCCCGCGUACAACACUAAGUAUGGGGUUUAUUCUGAAGGAUGUGGGCUGGAUAAUGUGUUGAUGUCUUGGGGACAUGAUGACUACAUGUACCUGGUGGCUAAAAAUAACAAGACUACUCUACCAAAUGCAGGGCUGUUUAUUAUCAGAUACCACUCCUUUUAUCCUCUGCACAAGUCAGGAGCAUAUACUCACCUGAUGAAUGAGGAGGAUCGGGAGAAUCUGAAAUGGCUCAAAAUAUUCAACCAAUAUGAUCUGUACAGCAAGAGCAAAGUCAGGAUUGAUGUGGAAAAAGUGAAGCCAUACUAUGAGUCUCUCAUUAAGAAGUACUUCCCAGAAAAGCUCAAAUGGUGAAAUUCUGGAGUUGGAAAUUAUCAACUGGCUUAUAUGUAUACAUUUAAAAAAAUGGAUUUCAUUGCUGUGUUUUAUUUUGUUUGUUUAUAAUGGUAAUAAUUCAGUGGAACCCAAUGGGGAGUUUUCUACUUCUGGCGCGUAUUAAAAAAAAUACGCAAUGGAACUAUCAUAUCAGAAAAUAUGUUUUAAUAUUAAUAAUUGUUUUUGUUUUGGUAAUGUAUGAAUGUUUGACAUGCUCCCUUUUAACAUUUGAUAUUUAAGAUGUCGUGCAUUGUCCUCUAUAAUAUACCGCGCACCUUGAAUAUACUAGUACACACUUACAAUUAACAACAACAACAUCCAAGGCUUAGUCCCAAAAGGUUAUGAAGUCAGCUAAUUAGUAUACACUUAUGUCCUCUAAAUUCUAUCAUCAACCCAGUUUAAAUCCUUGAACUAGGCCUAUAUUCAAUAUUUUGGCACUUAGGAAGUUCAUAUUCUGACCUUAGGAACAAUGCCACCUAACAAACAAAACAAAAUUGUUGCUCCUAUGAAUCAAAAGUUGAUUUCUUAUUCUAUAUGCAGAAAGACAGCUGACUUUAAAGGAUCAAGAAUAAUCAGUAUAUACGCUUUAUAACAACCCGAAACAUAUUUAACAAUCCGUAUAUCACCAUCACAUUUGAAUCCAUCCAUCCGCUGUUCAUUGUUCUUUGCAGCUAUAAACAGAAGGCGAUACAUCCAAUGAAUGCUGUUUGGAUUUUUUUUAACAAGCCAUCACCCAUCAGGGUGAACUCUCCUCCAUCAACCUUGUUCAGUUUAUAGAAAACCUUCUUCAUAAGAAAAUUUUCCUAUUAAAUUCCUCAUUUUCCAUUAUCAAUGAUGUGAUGUAUAUGUUCAGCAACAACCCCAGCCACAAUGUCAGGAGAGAACUUGCUGAUCAUAUCAUCCCUAGCCCGCUUCCCUUUGACUUGGGCUUCCUCAUAGUUGACCACUACAUGCCUCAUUAGCAUCCUCAGCUUAUCAACAGAUGGCUCGGCCCACAAGUUCCCCUUAAAUGGCCCUUCUCUAACUUCGCUGAACUCGUCAAUGGAUAACGGGUAACUAUUUGAUUCGGUCAUAUACUCUGUUGGGCCUGACCAAUUUGUGGCUAUCACAGGCAGCGACAUUGCCAUGGCCUCAACAAUGGGCCUUCCCCAACCCUCUCCUCUGGAAGGCAAGACGAACGCAUUCGCGGCCUUGUAAAGCCGCGGCAGAUCAACCUGAGGUAUAUGGUCAUCAAUCACAUAUAUCGGGGCCCACCCACGGACCGGUUCUUUCAACCCAGCCGUCUCCACAACAUACUCAACAAUCUUGUUCCCAAAAUCUCUAUUUGAGUGAUAGGGAUUAGUCAACAAAAACAAAGCAAUGCCUUCCUCUUUGUCGAAUUCUCUCAAAUACGAACUCAACAGCACAUCCCAUCCCUUUCUAUGCUCCCAUUUGAAAACGCUUAAGAAAACAAAGGAUUUCCCCAAAUCCUCAUUGUUCCCUAACACUAAAGUGCCCAUUGCAUGAAUAUCAAGAGGUUCAUACUUGGCCGGAUUGAAAAACUCCAAAUCAACUGCCUGGACAACCUUAAUAACCUUGAAAGGGUCUACCCCACUCUGGGUAAAUGUCUCGACAUGAAAAUCAGUAGGAACCCAAACAUAAUCCAUAUUGUUACACCGUUGGACAUGAUCAGGAGUUACCUGAUCGGUUUCAAACAUGGUUCUCCCAAUCACAGCCUUGAAGAUCCCAUAACCAAUUGGUGGGCAUGGGAGGGUCUCAAACAAAGGAGGGUUCCAAGCUCCAGGCUCACUAUGACAGAUCACUAUUGUUUCAUUCAAUCUACAUUGAGUUUGAUGGAGCUCGAUAGCUAAGUUUCUCAUCUCCGGUGAUAAACCUUCCCAGAACUCUACGCUUUCAAGAUCUCCGUGUUGCUCAAUGCUGACCCUAAAUUUUGGAUCUUUUUUGUGUUUAAGGUAUUGGUGUAAGGAUAGGAUGUAUGACCAAGAUUCUGAGCUGUACCCACCACCUGAUAAGAAAGGGGCCAUCCACAGUAGACAGUGAGGGGGUGCGGGAUUGGGGUUUGAUAGAGUCUGAUUUAGAACUCGCUUGGGGUUUGGGUGUAGAAUAUUUUGGAGCUUUUGUAAAAUGUUGUUGGGUCGGGAGAAGAGGUGGACAUGAUUGUAGCGGAUUGAUAGGACAACCCCGUAUGAAAUUGCUGAGAUGAGCACCAAGAAGGAGAAUAAGGUGAAGAGCUUUGGGGUGGACGAUGAUGGCGGCGACCGGCGAUGCUGCUCUUGAUUUUCAGGCGAUUCCAUCUGCAACCCGCGGCGGACUCGUUUUAAAAACUACUGUACUCCCGUAGUCUGUCCGACCUUGGCUCGUGUAAUAAAAAAGAGGUGGAUAUAUAUAUACUUUUAGAUUUUAUCGAU
This is a messenger RNA of Cuscuta europaea, 3591 nucleotides long. Lineage: Eukaryota; Viridiplantae; Streptophyta; Magnoliopsida; Solanales; Convolvulaceae. The record is from the annotation of a GenBank genome assembly.